This is a messenger RNA of Eutrema salsugineum, 1078 nucleotides long. RefSeq lists its product as uncharacterized. The record is from RefSeq and is a predicted model, not a curated record. NCBI's taxonomy places the organism in Eukaryota, Viridiplantae, Streptophyta, Magnoliopsida, Brassicales, Brassicaceae. The transcript has 5 exons. Bases 60 to 923 code for a protein of 287 amino acids.
AAAAAAGAUCAGAACAGAGAAUUAAACCAUCUAAAUACAAAUAUUCGUUCUUUCAGAAAAUGGGGAUUGUAGCAUUCCAAUGGGGAGACAAACAACUGACGCUGCUGCAGAACAGAGAGGAUUGUGAUUCAUGGAAAACAGAACCGGUGGCUUGGGACGAAGAUAACAAGAUAUUGAGAGGUCUGCCUGAAAACAGCUUUGGGACGUGGUGUGGUGUUUCUAGACGAGGCCGAGUUGCAUUUCUUGUGGAUGCAUUGCUCCAUGACAAUCUUAGCCCUUCCAUGUUUCGUCCUGUUGAUUUCUUGCGGGGGGAAAUGAGUCCAAUGGACUUUGCAAAGGAAUGGUCUGCAGAUUCCAAAUGUGCCUACAUCAUGAACAGGGGUCUGGCCUAUCACAUGAUUGUGGCAGAUGUGAAUUCAAACUCAAUGGUUUAUAUCUCCAAAACUUCUCCAGGCGACUCAAUUGUCCGUACGGCAAAGGUUGAUUUUGGUGUGCAUUCCUUUUCUACUUCCGGACUCGAUUCCCAAUUUGACAAGGAUUUACACAUGAAAACCGCUUUCUGUGAGAUAAUUGGUAAUAAAAGAAACAAAGAAAUGCCGCCGCUAAAGGAGAUGGCUGAGAAGUUUGUAUAUGAACCAGUCGAAGCUGGCCAAACGAGCGCAUCAUCUUCUCUCGACUCUAACAAGAAAAAAUCUGCUCUCCACAUGUCUUUUCCGGACAUAAAAGGGAAGCGCAGUGAUGAAACAACGAGUACAACAUCAUUGGCCGUGAAACCCACCAAGGAAGUGAAACAAAAGGACUCUGAAACAAUGAGUACAAUAGCAUUGGUCGUGAAACCGACCAAGCAGGUAAAGCUCUACGAGAGGUAUUUGAAGAAUGGCAAAUGGAACGACCACGACUUCACGUUCAAGAUCGCCCACUAGUUACAUUCAACAUUCCGCUAGCAUCCAUCCGAAUAUUAUUAUCUAUAUCCCUAAUAAAUAAGUAAUCUUAUCGGUGAUGCUGUAAUACAUCUUAUCAAUCUUGUCGAUUCAGGGAAACCUAUUUCCUUGGUCGGUGAUACAGUAUAUCCUAGUCG